UUUUUUUUUAUUAUAAAUUUAAAUCCCCUCCAUACUGAAAAAUCAAAGUGAUAUUUAUUUAUUUAAUUUUUUUUCCCUCUUUUCCUCUUUUCCCUUUUCUUUUUAUUAUUAAAAUAUAACAUACAUACAUUAAUUUUUAAAAUGACUGCAUCUGUUACUCGUAGUGGUCGAUCUUCUACUAAAAAAAGUAUCCCAUCUACAGUGGAUUAUAUUGUUACAAAGACAAAAUCUUCUUCUGUUAAAAAAAAGAAACAACAACAACAACAGCAGCAGCAGCAUCAUCAUCAUCAUCAACUACUGCGUGCUAACAAUAAGAAGGAUUCGGAUCUUGAAAAUAGAUUAAAAAAAAGUCAACAACAACAAGAGCAAGAACACAAUGAAUUAGUUGAAAAAAUGAACGUAUCUGAACAUCCAGAAUAUGUUCGUUUGAUGACUCAACUUGAUCAGUCAAAAAAUGAACGUUUACAAAAGGUAGAAUGUUGGAGAAAUCUGGAACGUCAAUCAAUUGAAGAUUGGUUCGCAGCUCAAAAAAAACAAGCUUGGAAUGAGUUUUAUUAUGCAAAAAUGAAAGUACGGUCAGAUCUUGUAAAAGAUGCACAAGAAAAGAUCACAAGACUUAAGCAGGAAUUGUCACAAUUAAAUAAACAAUGUGCUACUGAAGAAGAAAUAGAUCGUGAUCUUAGUUGUGCAAGACAGCCUUACAAUGGAGACAAUACUCCUAAUUUAGUUUAUUCAGAUUAUGAAUCUCGAAGUACAACUGAUACGGUUGAAGAAGUCGUUGAUAAUCAUCAUAAUGAAUUAGUGACAUCCAAUGAUACAACAACAACAGCAGCAGAAGAUUCGACUGAACAACAACACCACCACCACCACCACCACUAUUAUCAACAACCAGUUUGUUACUAUCCAUCAUUAUCUACACCUACACCUACACCUACGUCUACAUCUACAUCCACAUCUACGUCUACACCUACGUCUACACCUACACCUAUACCUACCUCUAUCUCUGCUGCUUCUUCUUCUUCUUCUUAUCAAUAUAAUAAUAACACAUCACAUUCUUCCUCCUCAGCUAUCAUCACUUCUGAUCUAUAUUCUUCUCCUUAUGAAGGAAGACAACAUAAAUGGCUAUCACCUUAUCAUUCAACGACAUCAACAUAAAAAAGGACGAUAUGGAUGCCUUGUUUGCAAUCAUGAUAUAAUCCUAUUUUCUCUCUUUUAAUCAACAAUGUUUUGACAUAAUAAUAAACUUUACCUACAAUAGUCAAUGUCAUAAAAAAAAAACGAGUAGUAGUAAGGAAUUCUAUUUUAUCAUUCUCUUUUUCUGCUCCGAAAAAGGAAAGAAGAAAGAUAAUACAUGUGAAUACAUAUUUCUCUAAAAAAA
Molecule: messenger RNA, 1378 nt
Organism: Cokeromyces recurvatus
Lineage: Eukaryota; Fungi; Mucoromycota; Mucoromycetes; Mucorales; Mucoraceae
Exons: 4
Coding region: 142-1155 (337 amino acids)
Source: RefSeq, a predicted model, not a curated record